GUUGAGCAGGAGAUGUGUAAACGUAGCCAUUAGGUUAUCGUUAGGUUACUGAUCAACUGUAGAUUGAGUCUUGACUUUCUGUGUUAUUAUUCCGCAUUUGUACCGUUUGUACUGGUCAUAGCUCCGUCUGCGAUCCCGCCUAUACACACAGAUCUACUACUCUGCACCCUUACUCUGCCACUGCAUAGAUGUAUUUUGUAUCUCCAUUUCUUCCAAUAACCCAUGUCUGUGUGUGCAUCCCGCCUCCCUGCGCUCUCAAAUAGAUGGUGCAAGUCAAAAUGUCCAAAUCGUCUGCAGACCCACUGGCUGGUGUUGAAACCAGCUCACAGUCUCACUAUUUUCAGCUGCCAAGGAAGUUGCCCAAGAGGAAGAGCCGUUUCAAACGUUCAGAUGGCAGCACAUCCUCAGACACCACUUCCAGCUUCAUCAAACGACAGGGGUCGGCUGAUUCGUAUACCAGUAGACCGUCGGAUUCCGACCUGUCAGCGGAGGAGGACCGCGAGGCGUAUCGGCGUGAAGCCGAGCGCCAGGCUCAGCUACAGCUCGACAGAGCUAAGUCCAAACCUGUAGCAUUUGCAGUGAGGACGAAUGUGAGUUACUGCGGAGCUCUGGACGAGGACUGUCCAGUCCAAGGUGCUGCAGUCAACUUUGAUGCCAAAGACUUCUUGCACAUUAAGGAGAAGUACAACAAUGACUGGUGGAUAGGUCGGCUGGUGAAAGAGGGGGCAGACAUCACCUUCAUCCCCAGCCCCUUACGUCUGGAGGCCAUGAGACUCAAACAGGAGCAGAAACAGAGGAAAACGGGAGGGAACUCUUCAUCCAGCCUGGGUGACAUGGUGUCUGGUAGCUGGAGGACCACACCACCAUCUGUGGGUGAAUCUAAACAGAAGCUAAAACAGGCUGAGCAUGUACCUCCCUAUGAUGUGGUGCCGUCUAUGAGGCCAGUGGUCCUGGUGGGGCCUUCCCUGAAGGGCUAUGAGGUGACAGAUAUGAUGCAGAAAGCUCUCUUUGACUUUUUAAAACACAGAUUUGAGGGACGAAUCUCCAUCACACGAGUAACAGCAGACCUCUCACUAGCCAAGAGAUCUGUCCUGAACAAGAGGCCCAUCAUGGAGCGGUCAAAUACACGCUCCAGUAUAGCGGAGGUGCAGAGUGAGAUUGAGAGGAUCUUUGAGCUGGCUAAGACCUUGCAGUUGGUGGUACUGGAUGCAGACACUAUCAAUCACCCAGCCCAGCUAGCCAAGACCUCCCUGGCUCCCAUCAUCGUCUACGUCAAAGUGUCCUCUCCAAAGGUGCUCCAGAGACUGAUCAAGUCCAGAGGGAAGUCUCAGAGUAAGCACCUGAAUGUGCAGAUGAUGGCUGGGGAUAAACUGUCUCAGUGCCCCCCUGAUAUGUUUGAUGUCAUUUUGGAUGAAAACCAAUUGGAGGACGCUUGUGAGCACUUGGCUGACUAUCUAGAUGUUUACUGGCGUGCCACUCAUUUGCCUGGCACCACCUCCCUCAAUCCCCUUUUGGACCAGAGCCUGAUAACUCCACCUUCAGCCAUCUCUAGCUUACAGAACCAGCCCCAGCAGCCCCCCCGGGGGGUGGGGGGUGAGGACGAGGAGCCAGGGGAGGAUACCCACUCCCCCCUGGAGCAGGACAGCCUGAUGCCAUCUGACGAGGCCAGCGACUCCCUGUCCCGCGGCCGGAGGGGCAGCCCACACCACCAGGGAGAUGAGGACUUUGAAGAGGAGGAGGAGCAGGAGGAGGAAGAUGAAGAGGAGGAUGAGUAUGCAUCUCCCGUCCAUGCCCACACAUAUAGGGACAUGUACCCCCCACAUCGCGGGCACCCAGGUAGCAUCCACAGUGCCAACGGGCAUGAGUCGCAGGACAGGCUGCUUCAACGCGAUGCCCAGCAAGGCCACAACCAACGCAACAACCGCCAGCGCAGCCGCCCCUGGCCCCGAGACAACUACUGAGCCAGUAGAUGGCCACUAGAUCACCGACACAGCUAUGGCUUGGCCCUCAGACAACUACCUACACUGCCCUGACCAUGUUCCAAACUCUACAGUACAUGAUCAGUACUAGGAGACAUUGUGUGUACCAUCUUGGCCACAAAACCCCCACUCUGCAGGUCUGCUCCUCUCCCAACCUCCACCCACAGCUUUAUCAGUCUACUAACACCAAAACACUGCAAACACAAUUGACCUGAGAACCACAGUCUUGAAUUUGCCUAUUGAUCUAUCUAUCUAUCUUUUAAAUUUAGAUUUUCAAUCACUAAAAAAUAUCUGCUUCAAAACUGCCCAGUCAGACUGAAGAUCUGGUAAAACUCUUUACAGAAUUUUUUUUAUUUUUAUGGCUUGCACCUUCUCCACUCAUACUCUUCCAGAUACCUGAUUUAUUCAACAUGGGGACCGAUUUCCUCUAUGAGGUUCUGUAUAUCAGAUUCAGUCUACAGGGCUACUCACCUACCAUGGACAUGUUUCAGGCUGCUACUGUAGCUAUAUGUCAACUCCGUUAGCUGCAUCACUAAGGUUUAUGUGUUGUAUGAUGAUGACUAUAUUACUGGCCUUAAACCCCUUCAUGUAUCUUUAUUAUGGCAUGUUUAAAUACGAUUAUGUUAAGACUAUUUGCACAUUAAGGUCAGAGCAGGAACAGAAGGAUAUUUAAGGAAAAACAAAUGUAGAAAUGUUAUGUUUGCUCAUUAAUAUGGGAAAUAGUAAUGCAUCCAAAUAUAGUGUAUAUACUGAAUGGGCACGGGAAGUAUUUUGGCUAUUUUAUUUAGUUUGUUGAAUUUUUUCAAUAUGAACAUCAUGUUACUUGUUUCAGAGAAAUGUGUUAAAUUUUAUUAUUGAGAAUGGUUUGGAAGAAAUACAGGUAUUUCAGAGUCUAUAUGGUUAACUACUUUUAAGCUUCAUGGAGCUGCAGUACACUGUCACUUCCUGUUUGAGCAUCACUAGUCUUUAAUAUUGUGUAAAUUACUCCUCUCAAAGACUCACACACAAAGUUGACUUGAAGAAUGUAAUCAGGAUGGUGAAAUGAAAGUUAAUGUCAAAUGUGGACAAAUUAAAUGCCAACCUACUUGUUUACACACAUUCUUUCGCACACAUUUAAGUAUACUCUAGGCAGGCAUCCAUGAAUGUAAUGUUGCAUGCCAUCGACCUCUUGCACUCCCUGGUGUUAGCUGAUGUCAUUUCGCCCAAAUGAUUGUCAUCAAGUUGAUUGUAGCACAUGAUUGAUUGUAGCAUUUGCUCACCCACUCCCUCACACACAUACAGUAUCACAACACUUUUCAUACAAUAUUUGCUCUUUAGUUUGUUUGAAAAUAUCACCCUCCCACCCCCCAAACAUACAUACACUUCCAGCACAAACUAUUUAGUCCUUUGCAUCUUUGUUGGUCUGUGUGUACUGCAACUGUCUACCAACCUCAGCUGUUUAGGCAGACCCUUAAGUCUCCCUGUGCAUGAGAGCUCAGCCUCCAUCAGCCAAUCACUGACUCACGUUCAACAGGUCACCUCAUAGACUCAUGUUAGGAACUUGUUGUGGUGUGGUGUUCCAAAAGUAUUCACAGCUGUAGCAACUGUGACUGUACCUUUAGUCCAUGAGCAUAUGGAUUGGAUGCAGUGGGGAAGAGACCUGUCUGCACAGGGAUCAUUGGGACUGACUGGCCAGACUGCUGGUCUAGUACUUCCACGUUCACCCUUUAUCUUUCUGUAGUUUUCGGUAUUUUUCCAAUAAUCACAGCAUGAUAGAAAAAAAAUGAAAAAAAGAAAUAUAUCUAUGCAAGUGUUGCAUGAAACUUGAUUGUUUCUUUCUUAAGUACUUUAGUAAUGCAUUGAUUACAAAUCUCUUUGUUAUCUUGCGUGAUAUUCUUGUUGUGAAGACAAUUCAAUCUGUCUGCAAAAUACAUUGUUACUUAAACAUUUCUGAAAAGAAAACCACAUGAACCUAUAUUGAAACUGAAAUGCAUUCAGUAUAACACUUCGAUCGAUCAAUAGGAAAAAGUUGUCCAAUACUUACUUGCUUUAGAAUAUCUUAUAACAAGUGGCAGAAAAAUGCCUUUAUAAUAUAAAGAAAUUAGUGACUUACUAAAAUGCAGCCUUGCAUGUCUUAGUUCCCUGUUUCAACUGUACUUUGGCAGAAUGUUUUUCAAAGCGGACCAAUAUAGAAAUUGAUGAGUUUUUUUCAAUUUAUGAAGCACAAUUUUUACAAGGGUUACACUUUAAUGUCCUCUUGUCUCUUCUGUAUGCAAUACUAACCCUAACAUUGAAGACGCCUUAGACCAUUUGGACUUCUUUUGUGUAAGUAGAUAAAAAAUUGCACUAUAAUUUUUUUUCGAUGGUUGCUCUGUAACGCAAUAACUGCACUAAAUAUAACCAUGUGUCCACCGAACUCAAUCAUAGCGUGCUAGCGUGAUCUAACACGCCCCUUUCCCACAUCGAUUUCUGAAGAGAACAAAAAUGGAAAAAGUGAAACAUUUCUUGCCUGAUGCUGUAUAGAAUGCUUUCUAUAUGAACAUAGAAUUACAAUGCUAAGCAAAAUACAACUAAGUAAAAUAAAAAUGACA
Molecule: messenger RNA, 4549 nt
Organism: Osmerus eperlanus (European smelt)
Lineage: Eukaryota; Metazoa; Chordata; Actinopteri; Osmeriformes; Osmeridae
Gene: cacnb3a
Product: calcium channel, voltage-dependent, beta 3a
Exons: 14
Coding region: 264-1961 (565 amino acids)
Biological process (GO): calcium ion transmembrane transport
Cellular component (GO): voltage-gated calcium channel complex
Molecular function (GO): protein binding; voltage-gated calcium channel activity
Source: RefSeq, a predicted model, not a curated record